AUGACAUCCCCAAUCAUUCACAUCCUAGGAGAUGACCCUCAUACGACACACCGGCUGAACGCAUGUGCCUACCAACAGUCCGCCAUAACCACUUUUAAUGGGUGGCAGUAUGUCGCAUUCUAUACAUCGAGCCCAACAGCCGCCCGGCGCGUCACCCUUGCUCGCCGGGCCCUUCAAACCCAGUCCUGGCAAUAUCUAACCUUCAACGACUACGAGCAAACAACAGAUGACGGCCAUAAUACCAUCUCGAUCGGGAUCUGCCCCGGAGAUGCCACCAUCCACCUCUCGUUCGACCAUCACUGCGACGUCCUGAAAUAUCGAAUCUCUCGACUCGGUCUCGCCGCCGACACAGACGAGUCUAGCUGGGUAGGCGACAAUUUCAGCCCGAUCCAGAAUCACCUCCCAGGGCAAGGUCCCAGUCCUCUGAAGGAUGUCACUUAUCCGCGGUUCCUCCCUGCAGGGCGGGAUCUUUAUUUCGAAUGUCGGAUUGGGAAAGCCGGUGCUGGCUCGGAUAUCCUUCAUCGCUACACCCCAGCAACAGCACAAUUCACGUCCCUGGGAACCUACCUCGUAGGCCAUCGAUGCAAUCCCUACCCCAACGGAAUAUCCUUCCAUCCAGAAACCGCCGCUCUCCACGUCACCUGGACAAACCGCCACUUCAUCGACUACGACGGCGCAGACGACCAAGACUCCACGGCGCAUAAAGCGCAAGCUGGACCCAACGGGCCCGAGAACAACGAGGGGCUCUAUCACUCGUAUAGCACUGACGGUGGAGCUACAUGGCUUAAUUCAGCCGGGGGAUUAGUGGCAUCGCUAUCCCCCGAGACAACGACUGGGUUGGAUUCUCAGGAUGCGCGGCUCCGAGUGAAGAUUAUUCCGCGCGACAGUGGCAUUAUGAACCAGGAAGCUCAGUACAUUGAUUCCCAUGGUGGUGUGCAUGUGUUGAACCGUGAGAAUACGUCCGGACGGGAGAUGUGGGUUCAUUAUUAUCGGGAUCCCGGGGUGGGUGGGUGGUCGUUCUAUGCGGUUCCUGGCGUCUUUCCGACUGCCACGGGGCCGAGGGGGAAGGUUGUUUACUGUGGGCGGUCGAAUGUGGUUUAUUUGGUUCUUCCGGGGAAUACGCAGGAUGGGUUGAUUAUUGCGAGAAUGAGUGGCCUGCAGUCUUUGGACCGGGAGUUUGAAGUAGUCUGGCGGAGGAGAGGGUAUGUAGGAGAGCCGUUGGUGGAUGAGGAGGCUUUCUUACAUUUUGGCAUCUUGUCUGUCUUUACUAUGUUGGAGAAAGACCCUGCGGAGAGGAGGAUUGCUGUAUUGCAAUUCGACGUGGACGAGUUGGCAAAAUAA
Molecule: messenger RNA, 1341 nt
Organism: Aspergillus steynii IBT 23096
Lineage: Eukaryota; Fungi; Ascomycota; Eurotiomycetes; Eurotiales; Aspergillaceae
Product: BNR repeat-containing protein
Exons: 2
Coding region: 1-1341 (446 amino acids)
Source: RefSeq, a predicted model, not a curated record